Marchantia polymorpha subsp. ruderalis is the source of this 2172-nucleotide messenger RNA. Lineage: Eukaryota; Viridiplantae; Streptophyta; Marchantiopsida; Marchantiales; Marchantiaceae. The record is from the annotation of a GenBank genome assembly.
CAUGGAGCGCUGUAAGAGACGUACCCCAGGCAGCACAAUGUCCAGGCGAGCGUCCUUUAGUUCCAUAGAAUGUGAAGUUUGUCAGAUUUAGCUUUAGUUGCAUUGGACUGCGUUGCGUUGCCCUCGUUCUCAACUAGUUGAGGAUACUCUCUUGAAUUUAAUUACAUAUUCUUCCAUGUUCGUCAACACACAACGACCAAUUUGAGUGAUAACUAUUUCUGGUAGUUAAUCUAGGGAUAUCAGUGACAUCUCAGGGCUCCAUGCUUGUGGUCAGUUGCCAUGUAGACAUGGUACUCCGUGCUCUAAUAUCUCCUCUACAAUUAAAAAUGGGGCCAGUGGGAAAGUUCGGAGUUUCGUUUCGAUCGUGUGGAAUGUGCGAAGGUUUUGUUCUACAGGAACCUUCUUCAAAUGCAUGGUUCAAACUCUGGACUGCGCGCAUAAUGGCUCAAAUUAGGGGCAAAGCUGCAUUUCCUCUACUGCUAGAAGAUGUGAACUACCGUAUCGCAAUUCCUGAGAUGGUGCUGAAAAAGUACUUUUCAGCGGUAUAUCGAAGUCCCCGAAAGAACCAACGAGCUUCCCAAUCAUUAUGAAAAAUCCGAGCCGCUCGGAUUUUUAUGACGAUAAAUAUCCGACUUCUCAUUCGAAUGGUGAAGUCGGUCACUCGAUCCGUCGCCGGUCGCUGCUUCAAGAGUCGUGGAUAGAGAGCUCCGUCUUCUGCUGCUGCGUUGCGGAAAGAGAUUUUUCUGCGGAGUAGGAGUCGGGUCCGAAGGCUGUCGGCUAUGAAAUCGUCCGGACGUCGAUGUAGAGCCGUGAAGGCAGCGCCGCGCGACCCGAUGCCUCUCGAUUCACAGAUCUGGAGACAAGCGAUGCCGGAAUUACGUCGGUUGGAACGGUUUAGGCGCGAAUCGGAGGUCCAGAGUCCGUCUGGCCACUUGCUUGGCAACCAUCGAAGUCCAAUACAUGUCUUCUUUCGAGGUAGUCUUGAGACGAUCGCGGAUCGCGUCGACCUUCUUCUGGUCCGCUUCGGUCGUCAAGUAGCGCAGCUUCAUCGCUUGACAAGCCUUGGCUGUGGUACCUGACCGCCCGUACGGAUCGAAGACCAGCGAAUUCCUCCGCAGCUUCAGGGCAUGAAGAAUUGCCAAGGCGAGGUAAAUGGGGAACUCACGACCGGGAUGAGAAUCGCCAUACAUCCACACAUUUCCCCACCUGAAUGUGGACCAGUGCAAACUGAAAUUGGGCCCAGUUUCUUUGCGGAGCCAAUAUAUUCGCUCGUCCUUAGGCCAAAACCUUUGGAGACUCCUGCUGGGUUUGUUGCCUUUGUCCCAAACAAUUUCCUGCCGCACGAUCCACGAGGACUGGGUGAUCCACGACGAGGGGUGGAAGAUCUUGUUUCCACAAUGUUGCACUUUGUGAGCGUAAAACAGGUGCCCGCCCGGUUUGGUCACUCGGUAAAGUUCAUCGAGUAGGGCAACUUGCGAUUUUUCGUAUGCCGCCCACGCUUCAGAUUUCUGGUCGGUGGUAAGAUUCGACCGAAGAGGAGGGCUCGUGAUUGUGCAAUGUAGUAGAUCCGAUGGCAAGCUCUUGACGUAGGUCAGGCAGUUGGUCAGAACGACUUGAUUAUCGUAUUGUCUGACUUUGUCAUUGGCUCUGCGCACGACCUUCCUGCUGCUGCUGCUGCUGCUGCUGCCGCCGCCGCAGGCCUGCCGUUUGGCAGGUCGCGGAGGCGAUCUCUUCCUCGCGACCGAACAACGAGCUAAACCGAAGAGCGAACGACGCUUGCUUCGCUUCACUUUAGCCCUAAAUCGACACCGAGCGGCUCGACUGGCAAAUCGAAAUGCUCGGUGUUUUGCCUUAAACCACAACACCUUGCGUCUGCGCUGGGUCGACGACGAGGAUUUAUGUCCAUAGCGUUUCCGCCGAUUCGAACAUCGGACCUUCCUCCUGCUGAGAGUAUACUUCCUUCGCCACUUGCGGCGCACGAUUGGCGAUCGGCUCCUGUGCCUCCUCUCCGAGUCGCGCUUGCCGCUCGACUUCAUGAUGUCUCAAUUCAGCGCACUAGAGUGCCGGCCGGGCACAUCACAUGACCCACGUCAUGUCUGCACUCUGCCUCGAGCGAGCGAUCGAGUCCAUCGGGGACGAUGUCCGAAGAGGAAUCAGCGGAGCUUUUGGGCC